AUGGCCGUUCGCAUGAAGAUGAGUCGGCUGCUGAAUGACAUCGGAGAGUCCCUGAAGGAUCAAGAGCACUUGGCUCAAGACGCGCAACAGAGCACGAGGAAAGCUCUGCCAACCAAGGGGUCGCCGACAACAGACGGGCUGUCCCCAUCGAAGGCUAGCCGGAUUCUCGCCAUGCCUACCCACAACCUGGGAACUCCCCAGUUUACCGUCCACCGGGCCACGAGCCCUACGCUUCCGCUGCUCGUUCCCCGCCUCGAGGCGUCUCCGUCGACUACUCCAUCACAGGAAUCGGAGCUGAAGGUUUACGCAAAACGAUACCCAGAGCCCUCCCAGCUGCCUGACGUCGGACCACAAGCUGUGCAGUCAACCAUAGCGCGCCACGUCAGAAACGUUGGUCGACCUAGGGCAGACGGAACGGGUGCCCAAAGAACAGAUGACUGGGGACGCAGCGGCCUUAUCACCCCGAAUGAGAAAGACAUGAUUGAUGGUGGAUUCGGGACAACUCUCACCCUCACUGACUCCCCAUUGACAAAGCCCAUCUGCGUGCACUCUUCGAACCACCCCAGCUGGGUCGAGCCACAAAACGGCACAAAGCUCUCGGAUGAAGACGUUUAUCUCGCCUCAAAGCACUAA
Molecule: messenger RNA, 633 nt
Organism: Penicillium mononematosum
Lineage: Eukaryota; Fungi; Ascomycota; Eurotiomycetes; Eurotiales; Aspergillaceae
Exons: 4
Coding region: 1-633 (210 amino acids)
Source: RefSeq, a predicted model, not a curated record